GAGCAAAUAAGCUUGAUCUUGCCUGAGAGACAAACCACGCAGCACAACCGAUACGUUCAAAACGCAGAACGAUUGCUCAAAUACCCCAUAUAUUGGAUUUUCAUUGCCAUGUCCAAAGGCACCCGCUUUCUCACACUUGCUGUCCCACUGUUAUUACUUUAUAUUCUCGCCCUCUAUCAUAUUGUACCCACUCCCCUCUUGCCUACAGAACUAGCUGACGAUAUACUGCCUGUGCUCCCUUGGUGGCUUCUUGUUUCCUUUGGGGCAUACUCCCUAACUUCCUUGGGGCUAGGGCUUGUGAGAUUCCACGACUGUCCGGAAGCGUACGAGUCUCUCUUAAGUGAGAUUUCCCAAGCACGGAACGAACUUCGAAAUGCCGGAGUUGCUGUUGAUUGAUUAGAUGCUGAGAACAAAGGGAUGCUAGUGUGAAUAAUGUAUCAAGUAUAUGUCCAGCGGAGCCAUGGAAAGAGUCGGUGGCUAUGUUGUCCCUGGUAAUACAUGGAAUAUCUAAC
This is a messenger RNA of Cryptococcus deneoformans JEC21, 512 nucleotides long. RefSeq lists its product as hypothetical. Gene Ontology annotation, cellular component: dolichol-phosphate-mannose synthase complex; endoplasmic reticulum membrane. Gene Ontology annotation, biological process: GPI anchor biosynthetic process. The record is from RefSeq and is a predicted model, not a curated record. Lineage: Eukaryota; Fungi; Basidiomycota; Tremellomycetes; Tremellales; Cryptococcaceae. Bases 109 to 396 code for a protein of 95 amino acids. The transcript has 3 exons.